Lathyrus oleraceus (garden pea) is the source of this 1251-nucleotide messenger RNA. RefSeq lists its product with no specific name. The transcript is spliced from 3 exons. The record is from RefSeq and is a predicted model, not a curated record. The coding region runs from base 217 to 1176 and encodes 319 amino acids. NCBI's taxonomy places the organism in Eukaryota, Viridiplantae, Streptophyta, Magnoliopsida, Fabales, Fabaceae.
AGUUAUGUUUGGAUUAGCUUUUCCAAUUAGAAAAUCACAUUCCAACACAGUUCUGAACAAAAAUUAAAGAAACUCAAAUAGUAGCUUUAUGUCACAUGCGUUUGAGAUGAACUUUCACACACAGAUUGAAUUAGACAUUGAAUUCACUAUAUAUAUUUGCAGCAGUAUGUUGUUUAUAUUCACACACUCACAAAGCUUCAGUCAAUACACAGCUUAAUGGAGUUUAAAAAUCUAUCAAUUUUACUUCUCCUUUUUUGCGCUCAUGUGGGAAUCAAUGAAUCUAAAUUAGAAGAAGAUUAUUGGAAGUCUGUUUGGCCAAACACUCCAACACCUAAAGAACUUUCAAAUCUGUUGUUGUCUGAUAAAGAAACCAGUACACCUAUCAAAAGUGAAGAAGAGAAACAAUAUUGGACCAUCUUUUUUGAACAUGACCUUUAUCCGGGGAAAAUAAUGAAUUUAGGUAUCCAUAAACAUUUAGAUACCAAAUCAUCAAAAUUAACAACACAUGUAACUCAUAGAACAAAUCUACCUUUUGGAGUAUGGAUUUGGUUUAAAGAAGAAAUUGAUAGAACAAAUCAACCUUGUGAAUUUAGUAUGUGUGAUAAAAAAGAAUCUGGAAAAGAAAAUCAACCUUUUAAAUUUAGUGUGUGGGAUAAAAAAGAAACUAGAUAUUUUGUAGCACACACAUCAGAUGAAAAAGAAGCUCACAUUCUUAACAACUAUUGUGGAACCCCAUCAGCAAUAGGAGAAGAUAAACAUUGUGCCCUAUCACUAGAAUCAAUGAUGGAUUUUUCUAUUUCAAAGCUUGGAAAGAAUAUCAAAAUGAUGUCAAGUUCCUUUGCUCAAAAUCAUGACAAAUAUGUAGUGGAGGAAGUAAAGAAAGUUGGAGACAAAGCAGUGAUGUGCCAUAGAUUGAAUAUUGAAAAAGUUGUAUUUUAUUGCCACAUGGUAAAUGCAACAACAACUUACAUGGUUCCAUUGGUAGCCUCUGAUGGAACUAAAUCAAAAGCACUAACUAUUUGUCACCAUGACACUAGAGGUAUGAAUCCUAUUGUCUUGCAUGAAGUUCUCAAUGUUAAACCGGGAACGGUUCCUAUUUGCCAUUUUAUUGGAAAUAAGGCUAUUGCUUGGGUACCCGAUGUAAGUCAGGCUAAUGAACAUCCUUGUAUUAUCUAGCCAAUUUAUAUAUUGAUCAAGAUCUUAUAUUUGGACUUGUUAAAUAAAACUAAAAUGUGAUAGUGCUAUGGCCAA